AUACUUCCUUACAGACAUAUCACCCAGGAGUUCUCAGCCCCCCAAACCUAUCUCUGACCCCCACCAGGCCGGCCCUCUGUUUUACCUUCUCCUCUCUCCUAAGAGAUCUUGUUCUUACAUCCCCCCCAACACUGCUGCUCUUAGAACCAUGUCUCUCUGCCUGGAGACAGCCAGUCCUGUUUCUUUCUGGGUCUCCAAUGCCCCCUUUUCCCACAGGUGACAGUGCUGACCACAAUGCUAUCAGGCCGGUGGUGGCCAAGUACCUGGGGGAGCCUAGGGCUGGGGCCUCGAAGCCCUUCUCGGGGAUCCCAGCUCUGUGCCCUCUAUGCAUUUACUUACACUGGGGCAGAUGGACGGCAGAUAUCUCUGGCUGAAGGAGACAGGUUCCUAUUACUUCGAAAGACCAACUCAGACUGGUGGUUGGCAAGGCGCCUGGGAACACCCUCCACAUCUCGACCCAUCUUCAUCCCAGCUGCCUAUGUGACAGAGGAAUCUACUCCUUACCAGAACCCAACUACUGUUGCUCCCAGCCCAUCUCUUUGGACUCCUGAGCCAAAGUUGUUUCAUAGCUCCUUGGAGGAGCUGCACAUGUCUCAGGCACUCCCAGACAGAGCCCAGGCUACAUCUGAGCAGCCUCCCCCUCUUCCCCCCAAAAUGUGUAGAAGUGUCAGUGUUGCUAAUUUGAGGGCCAGCCCUCUGAAGCCCACACAGGAAGGACCAAGUGGAAGAUCCCUCUCCCAGGAAGACUUGCUGUCCGAGGCCAAAGCCAGCAUGACAGGACCCCAGCCCCUAAUGUCAGAUCCCCCUGUGUACUGUAACCUGGUGGACCUUCGCCGCUGUCCCCGGUCCCCACCCCUGGGCCCUGCAUGCCCCUUGCUGCAAAAGCUGGAUGCCUGGGAGCAGCACCUGGACCCCAACUCUGGACGCUGCUUCUACAUAAACUCGCUAACCGGUUGCAAGUCCUGGAAACCUCCACGCCGCAGUCGCGGGGAGUCGAACCCCAGCUCCAUGGAGGGGCCAGAGACCCUGAAUACGAACAAUGGUGUCCUGAAACCUCAGGCUAAGGGCUCAGGAUCUGACACAGGGACUCCAGAACUUCUGGGCCCACAGGGUUCACCUCGCCUCAGCCAAUGCUCCUCGCAGUUUGACCCUUCAGAACAGCGUCCAGCCUUGCAGACUCCUCGACCUCUGCCGGAGCUCCUGGACGACCCCCAUGUGAAUCUCCUAUGUCCUUGUGAAUGCCAGGAUCCUCCCUGCCCCACCCCCAAUUCAGCUCCUCAGAAACAUCUUCCUCUUUCCAGCCCUCUUCCCCCAACUUUAAGGGACCUCACUCCUGGGAGACCCCUUAGGGAAAUCUGGGACCACUGUGGAGGGCACAAGGUGACUUACAGACCCUACUCCCUCACUUCCCAGGAGGUGGAAAAGUCCGGCCUGCUCAACAUGACCAAGAUUGCCCAAGGGGGGCGCAAGCUCAGGAAGAACUGGGGCCCAUCUUGGGUGGUGUUAGCGGGUAACAGCCUGGUGUUCUACAGAGACCCACCCGCGACUGCGCCCUCGUCGGGCUGGGGGCCAGCGGGUAGCCGACCAGAAAGUAGCGUGGACUUGCGCGGGGCGGCCCUGUCGCAUGGCCGCCACCUGUCCAGCCGCCGCAAUGUCCUGCACAUCCGCACGGUCCCUGGCCACGAGUUCCUGCUGCAGUCAGACCACGAGACCGAACUGCGAGCCUGGCACCUUGCUCUGCGGGCGGUCAUCGAGCGGCUGGAUCGGGAGAACCCCCUGGAGCUGCGUCUGUCAGGCUCCGGACCUGCAGAGCUGGGGGAACUGAGUGCAGGCGAGGACGAAGAAGAGGAGUCGGAGCCGGUCCCCAAGCCGCUACUGCGCCUUAGCAGCCGCCGGAGCUCCAGUAAGGGGCUGGCCAUGGGAGCCGGGCCCGGAGCAGGCGGCGAGCCUUUGGGCUUGGCCGUUGUCACGCUCGGACUCUACCUGCCUCCUACAGGUCGGGGGCCGGAAGGCACCGAGCAGAAUCGCGUGCGCAACAAACUAAAGCGGCUUAUUGCAAAGAGACCGCCCUUGCGGAGCCUGCAGGAGCGAGGCCUGCUGCGAGACCAGGUAUUUGGCUGCCAGCUGGAAUCACUCUGCCAACGAGAAGGGGACACGGUGCCCAACUUUGUGCGGCUCUGCAUUGCUGCCGUGGAUAAAAGAGGUCUAGAUGUGGAUGGCAUUUACCGAGUGAGUGGGAACUUGGCAGUGGUCCAGAAACUUCGCUUUCUGGUGGACAGAGAGCGGGCAGUCACCUCUGAUGGGAGAUAUGUGUUCCCAGAACAGCCAGGACAAGAAGGCCGGUUAGAUUUGGACAGUGCUGAGUGGGAUGACAUUCAUGUGGUCACCGGAGCCCUGAAGCUUUUUCUCCGUGAGCUGCCCCAGCCUCUGGUGCCUCCACUGCUGCUGCCCCAUUUUCGUGCUGCCCUUGCACUCUCCGAAUCAGAACAGCGCCUUUCUAAGAUACAACAAUUAAUAGGGUCAAUGCCAAAGCCCAACCAUGACACUCUGCGGUACCUACUGGCGCAUUUAUGCAGGGUGAUAGCACACUCAGAUAAGAAUCGCAUGACUCCCCACAACCUGGGAAUUGUAUUUGGACCAACCCUAUUUCGGCCAGAGCAGGAGACAUCUGACCCAGCAGCCCAUGCCCUCUAUCCUGGGGAGCUAGUCCAGCUGAUGCUCACCAACUUCACCAGCCUUUUUCCAUGACACAGGCAAGGAAGAAAAGAAAAUGUAUUUCUAGUGA
Messenger RNA from Nycticebus coucang (slow loris), 2785 nucleotides. It is a transcript of the gene ARHGAP9, whose product is annotated as Rho GTPase activating protein 9. Lineage: Eukaryota; Metazoa; Chordata; Mammalia; Primates; Lorisidae. Gene Ontology annotation, cellular component: cytoplasm. The transcript is spliced from 15 exons. The coding region runs from base 235 to 2748 and encodes 837 amino acids. The record is from RefSeq and is a predicted model, not a curated record. Gene Ontology annotation, biological process: regulation of GTPase activity; signal transduction. Gene Ontology annotation, molecular function: protein binding.